This is a messenger RNA of Eriocheir sinensis (Chinese mitten crab), 2988 nucleotides long. RefSeq names its product papilin-like. The transcript is spliced from 18 exons. Gene Ontology annotation, molecular function: serine-type endopeptidase inhibitor activity. Bases 107 to 2851 code for a protein of 914 amino acids. The record is from RefSeq and is a predicted model, not a curated record. NCBI's taxonomy places the organism in Eukaryota, Metazoa, Arthropoda, Malacostraca, Decapoda, Varunidae.
AUGACGAGGCUGCCGAGACGAAGACGGGAGCUCAGCCAGAGGAGAAGGACAGUGGGUGGCUGGGGAGUGGUCUGAACGUGUCUCGCACCGGCAGGGUUUGAGAAGCAUGGCUCCUGUUUGCUUCCACGGUCUGCUCGUUAUAUUGUUAUCAGCGUUUGUCGGGGCCCAGGUUUCUUACCUCGUCAACCCACCGCCCCCUCCUCCCGGAUACAACCGUUGCUGCUACGGCCGCACCACCUUCUUGAAUGGACAGACUGUGACAACCCUGCCCGAGUGUUGCGUCUCCCUCGUGUGCGACAACGGCAAUAUAGAGCCACGCCACUUCAGCAAACCAGGAUCUUCCGGAUGCUGCGAAUUUGACGGACAGAUGUACCCUGAAGGGGCUGAAUUGUCUUCCUACUGCGUGUCGUUAGUGUGCCGCAGAGGGAACUGGACGUACUCCCACAAGAUCGAGGAGUGCUGCAAGUUGUGUAAAGUCUACGACGAUCCGCACUUCUCGACGUUCGACGGCUAUCGCUACCACUGGCACGGGACCUGCAACUACACUAUCACUCAGACCGGCAACAGCCACUACCCGGACAUCGGUGUGUUCAGUGACUUCCGACCCUGUUUCGGCCCCUCUACCACUGCUUCUUGCCUUCAUCGAACGACCUUCAGGAACGAUAAGCACACGGUUAUAACGCUCGACCACACUGAUUCCUCGCUGUUCUCCUUCGCGGUGAAUGGCCACCCGUUCUUCGUGCCCGCUUCUGGCGUCCACCCCGUGCGUUCAUCGGUGACUCACCCCGUGCUCUCCUGGAGGGACGGCAGCUGCGUCUUCUUGGCGGGCUCUUCAAGGAUCCUGCUUCGUUAUUGCCACCACCAACUCUACGUUUGGGCUUACCCGGCUCACACUAACCAGCUGGACGGACUCUGCGGCCAUUUCAACUUCUACCAGAACGACGACAUGACCAGUCGGGACGGGACGGUUCACCCACUCCACCCCUGGCCGGAGGCGUUCCCAGAGUCCUGGAAGACUAACGACCAGACGGACCGGAAGUGUUUGGCGCCGUGCCUGUAUUGUAAAGAAACUACGACUGACCCUUGCCGUGCCUCUGCUCGCGAUAUGGACGCGUUGAAGGCUCGCUGUUCCGCCCUCCUGCACUUUGUCCUCGGGAGAAAUUUGAAUCUACUCCACCACGUAGACACGUGCGCCUGGGACCUGUGUAUGGCCCGCCAGGCAGGGCAGCCCUCCACGGAGCUGGAGCGUUGGCUUUUCGAAGUACUGAAGAUGGUCACUGACUCGAGAUUGAUGGAGGAGAAAACUACUGGGACCUUCACACUGCAGCUUCCCCCGACAACUGGUGUCUGCACGCCCGGCUCCCGCUGGAAGAGGACCUGUAAUUGGUGCACGUGCGGCCCCGGCGGUACAGCAGACUGCAGUCGGAGACUGUGUCCGGCAGGUUAUCAGCACCCUGCCGGCGAGGACGCGUGUGCCGACAAUUCAGUGUGGAUGGCGGACGACUGUAACUGGUGCCACUGCAUCACCGGCGGCCAUAUAUGUACUUACGAAAACUGCACGGGCGGAACAUCAGUGCCCACCCUUCCUUCCGCCCCCACCCUGCCCACGGAACAAGUUUGCUUCUACACCCACGACGCCGGCUCCUGCCACGACAACCAACAGAGAUAUUACUACAACUACUUCUACGGCAGGUGUACCACAUUUUCCUACACUGGCUGUGGCGGCAACGCUAAUAAUUUCCAGUCUGAAGCAGAGUGUUUGACAGUCUGUGGUCACUUAACAGCAGCGACUACGCAGGCCACCACAGCAACGCCACACACUCCUACGCGUCCUCCUCAGUGCAACCUCCAGCCCAACAGUGGCCCGUGCCACGCAGCAUUCAGUCAUUUCUUCUAUAACGCGACUACGGACACCUGCGAGCCUUUCACCUACGGGGGCUGCAAAGGCAAUGGCAACAACUUCGAUUCCAAAGAUACCUGUGUGGCAUUCUGCGGAGCUUCUACACAAGUCACAAUCUUUCCCCCUACAUCGUAUCAGCCUGGCCCAUUACCACCUAGAUGUGUCCUGGUGCCGCAGCCAGGUAACUGCGCUCACGCCCUCGCCAGGUAUUUCUACAGCCGAAGCGAUGGCGCCUGCCUGCAGUUUGUGUAUAGUGGCUGUGGAGGCAACGAAAACAACUUCCAGACAAAAGAAUCUUGCGAGUCCAUAUGCUUGGGCGGUUCAACCCCCUCCACCGCCAGCACCACGUAUCCGUUCACCUCUGGCACGGAUCGCCCACUUCAUUGCUCCUUGCACCCCGAGGCCGGCCCUUGCUAUAACUUCACAGACCGCUUCUACUACGAUCCCGGCACAGAGACCUGCCGGACCUUUAGAUACGGUGGCUGCGGCGGCAACAACAACAACUUCCUGAGCAAGGAUUGGUGCUUGGCGUCUUGCGCCCUGACGGCUUCAACUACUGAGACUGUGUCGACGGAUUUCCCUAUAAAGUGUUACCAAGACACUGAGGUGGGCGACUGCUUCGAGACACUGUGGCGCUGGCACUACAAGUCUUCGAGCCACAGCUGCGAGGUGUUCCUGUACGGAGGCUGCGGCGGCAACGACAAUAACUUCAUCACCAAGGAGGAUUGCGAGGCGGCCUGUGGAGGGCAGACACAGAGUACCACUGAGGUCACUCCAGAUGGAAGUCUGCCGUGCCAUCUUGCAAAGGAUCACGGCCCUUGCUCGUAUAAACUAAAGCGGUAUUACUACAACGGCGAGACACGACAAUGCGAGGAGUUUACGUACAGCGGCUGUGGCGGCAACAAGAACAACUUCAAUAGCCUAACGGAGUGUUGGACCACCUGCGGGUAGUGUGCGUACGAAACUGAUAAAGAGCAAUCCUCUGAAUAAAUGCUUAAAUAAUUACUUAAAUAAUUAAAUGUUUUCAUACCAUUUCUAGUCUUAAGGAAAUGAUAAAGAGCGAUCCUCUGAAUAAAUGCUUAAAUAAU